Asparagus officinalis (garden asparagus) is the source of this 1046-nucleotide messenger RNA. Its product is annotated as ubiquitin-conjugating enzyme E2 27-like. The record is from RefSeq and is a predicted model, not a curated record. The transcript has 5 exons. The coding region runs from base 1 to 576 and encodes 191 amino acids. NCBI's taxonomy places the organism in Eukaryota, Viridiplantae, Streptophyta, Magnoliopsida, Asparagales, Asparagaceae. Gene Ontology annotation, molecular function: protein binding.
AUGGAUCCAAUUCUGGCCCAACUCUGCAAAGGCGAGGGAAACGAUCUGGCCCAGCUCGAAGGAACGAUCCCCGGCCCCGUCGGAACUCCGUACGAGGGCGGAAUCUUUCACAUUGACAUCCAAUUGCCCGGUAACUACCCUUUUGAGCCUCCACAGAUGAAGUUCAGUACAAAAGUUUGGCACCCAAAUAUCUGUCAUCAAAGUGGAGCUGUUUCUCUCUCGGCAGAAUUUUAUUUGGAGGGUAAAUGGAAUCCUACGGUCACUCUGCAGAAUGUUCUUCUCUCUCUGCAGGCUUUACUCUCUAGACCUGCACCUUAUGGCCCCCAAGCCGAUAAAACGGUUUCUGAUCAGUUAACGAAGAACUAUUCUGAAUUUUGCAACCAUGCUCGGAACUGGACUGAAGCUUUUGCCAAGACUACAGCACCCGUUGGGCUAAAGGAGCAGAGGCUAGUCGAGAUGGGUUUCCCUGAGGCUCGUGUGAAGAGGGUAUUGGAAGAGGUUGAUGGUGACGAGAAAAGGGCUCUUGAACGGCUGACCUCGAACAAACACCAAAAAAUUCAUCAUCACAGCUCUUAAAAGGCUUUGCUCAGAAUAAACCAAAGAGAUUCAUCCAUGCAUUCAACUGUAGAAAUCGCUAUAUCGUGGAUUCUUUCUUUACACGUUGAAGCAGUGAGGAGGCUUUUACAGCAGCUUCUUGUUAAUAGUUUUGGACAAGUGACACAUCUAGAACUGAUCUAUGGAAGGUCAACAUUUUUUUGAUAAGUUUUUGUUGAUAAGAUUUACGGUCCAUAUAACACAACAAACGAGAUUUUAAAGCAAGCAUAUGGAAAGCAGAAUUGAGAUGUACAUCCUCUUACAGUGACUUUUGAGUUUCAGAAUCCGAUCAUUUUCUACUAGUUGUUACCUGUAAACAUGUUCGCAAUAUUCAAUGAUUGCUGGUUAUAGAUGUAAUUCAAAAUACCUGAGGUUAUUGUAUUGUAAUGCAGUUCCAGGUUCUUGUUUCUGUAUAUACUUCCAGGUUUACUAUUGAUAAAAGUAUGGCAAUG